Eurytemora carolleeae is the source of this 762-nucleotide messenger RNA. RefSeq lists its product as uncharacterized. The record is from RefSeq and is a predicted model, not a curated record. Gene Ontology annotation, molecular function: RNA polymerase II cis-regulatory region sequence-specific DNA binding; nuclear receptor activity; zinc ion binding. Gene Ontology annotation, biological process: cell differentiation; positive regulation of transcription by RNA polymerase II; negative regulation of transcription by RNA polymerase II. Lineage: Eukaryota; Metazoa; Arthropoda; Copepoda; Calanoida; Temoridae.
UUCUUGAUUCACUUCUACAAGAGAUAAAAAUGUAGAAUACAAUUAGUUUUUCUCUGUGUAUCUAGAGUCUAGGAAGACGAGAUGGAUUCGACGGAGGAGCCGGUUGCUGGGAAGACUAAAGUUAGAAAAAGAUAUGAUAUCCCAAAAACUGCAAAAUGCCAUGUUUGCGGUGAUUUGGCAGCAGAACAUCUUCAUUAUGGAGGGAUUGCCUGUUACAGCUGUAGAGCAUUCUUUAGGCGGACAGUUAACAGUACCCGACCAAUGCUGGACUGUUCCAAUGGUGAUAACUGUACUAUAAACAAGGAGACUAGGAAACGUUGUCAGUCCUGUAGAUUCGAUAAAUGCAAGGCAGUUGGUAUGAAAUCUCUGUGGGUUCUAUCAGAGGAUGAUAAAUCCAAGUUGUCCGGAUUAACUGAUUCUAUAAAGCAGAACCCAGCCAAGGAGAUCACUAUAAAGAAGGAGGAGAUAGAUGAUGAAAAUGAGACAAAUUAUCCUUCCAACUCCAACAUGCAAGGAGUUGGAAUGUCAAAUAUAUAUAACCUGCCUUUUCUGGGACAGGGACAAUAUAAUCAGCUAGGGUUUUCACACAAUAGCAGGUUGGUUGGAGGGGAACCCUCAGUGUUCUCUGGUAGAAGUAGCAUCUCUGGAAGUAUGUACUCCGGGAAAAGUGGAAGCGUGUUUCAUGGAAAUAAAGACGACCUUUUAUUUCCCGAGCACAUCAACAAAGAUGACCUUUUUCAACCAGACCACCAACCCCCACAG